GCUUAAAUUCGAGUAAAAAAAAAUUACGGUCGAAGAUAAAAUUUAUAGAUGGGCAAACACAACCUGUUAAAAUAUAAGUGAUCAACGCAGCAUCAAACUCUGGAGCAGCAAUGUCAUUCCAACUGUUGUCCAAGAGUGAUCUCAGGCAGGAGACCGUCCAUGACUUUGUGGCCUACACAACGGAUGGCGAUUGUAUUUCGCUGCUCGGGUCGAAGACGGAGCUGCUUACCCUGGAAUUGAACAGCAAGUCGAACCCGCAGCUGCCCUUUCCCUACGUUGUGGCCAGCUGGAAGUGUGCGAACAAGAAGCGACCACUGGACCAGCUGUCGCUGCAGGUGAAUCUUCAGAAUAUCUACGAGAGCAGCAAUGUGCUGGAGAUGCAACAGCUCAGCCUGGAGCCGGCUUACACGGCCGUUUGCUCGCAGGAUGUGCCGCUGCCCAAUUGGCUGGCCGCCAAAUUGUCAACCCAGCCGCUGCCCAAUGGCCAAAUGCUGUUGGCCACAUUAAACAGCUAUGGAGCGCUGCAUUUGCUGUGCAAAAGUUCAGAGCAGCCGCUUUGGCGGCAGCACGAGAAGGGUCUCAACGUGACCGCAACUCUGCGGGAUACACUGCAGCCGCCAUACGAAGUGCCCGCCGUCAAGAUCAGCACGUUCCGGCAAUAUCAGGCAUUUGUGGAUCGCAGCUGGAUAACCAUGUUUGCGUGGCGUCCAGUGGACAGCGGCAGCUAUAUGCUCGUCCUGGGCACAGCUGCCGGCAGCAUAUGGACGCUGACCCUGUGCGCCAAUGCAGCCACUGUCCUGGACCAUUGCGAGCUGCAGACGCUCCUGGGUCGCAUUUGUUUUAUGCAAAUCUACGAGGAUCUGCUGCUUGUGGGCGACAACAACGGCCUGGUGCAUCUGUACAGAUUUGGCACAGCGACAGAGGAGACGGAGGAGGGUCUUAGUCUGGUGAAAACGCUAUGGCUGCGCCCGGAUCACAUGGGCCUGCAGGAGGCACUUAUUACAUACUGUCCGAAUCGCGACUGCUACUAUAUAGCCUGCUGCAAGGCGGCGCAUCUUCUGAUCUGGUGCAUGCCCAAGCAUGAGGAGGGCGACUGGCUGGAGACGCGUCUGCAUGCAGGUGGCAUGAAGAUCACGGGUCUGUGCGCUCUGGAGAACUGCAACUAUGCGCUGGUCACGGCACGUGGGCAACUAUAUCACAUCGAGCUCAGCCACAAGCACGGUCAGCUGUGCGCCAGUAUGCGGUGGAUUCGUGUGGACGAUGCCGAGAACUACCAGCCAGUUGGCCUGUGCUGCAGUCCCAGCCAGAAUCUGCUGACCAUUCUGUACACGCGCAGCAAGGAGUUUCUGCUCAACAAGACGGUGACCCGCCAUAUGCUGCACGUGCGCGUGGGCAGAAUCCAUAAUAGCCAGGCGCUGGUGCAGCUCGAACGUCGCAUCAAUCCCGGUCAACCCAUCAACAGCUGUCGAGAUCUGUUGGUGGACAUACGUCUGGAAAUCUUUCAAGGUGUCCAGCUGGAGGAGUUUGUUAACUAUGCGCCAUUCGAUAUGAUUGCCUUCGACGAUCUGGCCACCGAGGCCCAGCAGCAUCAGCUGCAGCUCAAGUACCACAUCUUGGAUGCGCUCAUUCAGAUGCAGCGACAUCAACGCAACCAAACACUGCUCGAGCAAUUCGAGCAGGAACUGCAGCUGCUGUUGGCUAUGCUGGCCCUUACGCAUAUGCGACUGCGUCUCCAGUUCCUGACCAGCCUGCAGACGGAGCUGACGGCAUUCCAGCGCCAGUCGGCACAAUGUCAGCUGGCGGAGAGUGCGCGCAUCAGGCAGCAGUUGGAACAGCGGCAGCUGCAACGGGAGCAGGCGCCCCAAGCAGCAAUAAAACGUUUUCUGGCCCAGAUGGAGGUGCACUUCGAGCAGCUUCAGCUGAAACUGAAUGUGCCGGAAACAGCACAAAUGUAUGAUGCGUCCGAUCAACAGCUUUGCACCGUCUCCUAUGUACAGGUGCUGCCCACGCUGGAGCGGCACUAUUGCACACUGUGCGGACGGCUGGCUCUGCUGGAACGGCAGCUGCUCCUGGAGCUCUAUGCGCCGGGCGGUGUACUGCUGUGUCCCUGCUGUCAUGGAUCCUACACCUUGGAGCUGUUGGAUGCAUAAACAUGAAGCGAGCCAUUCCAAAUUCCGAUGCCGAAUCAAUUCCGCAGUUUUUUGGGCAGCUUUAUUUUUUUUUUGAGUACGAAACUUUGCGGAGUUGAUAAGGUUUCGGAAUUUAGAAGAUGCCCGUUAAAUUUUUAUUUGAACGUACCUUUUAAGUGUGCAUGUGUGUGUGUGUACGUGUGUGCGUGCGUGCUCCCCUUAGUAUGUGUGUGUGUGUGUGUGCGUGCCAGUACAUAGGUUAAUACAGUGAAACAUAAAUAAUAGGACUGGUCUCUAGCAGCAAUAUAUCCUGCUCGAGCUGGCGCAGAUCACUCUCCAGUUUGCCCUUGCGCUGACGCUUAUUCUCGCUGUCGAUCAGCAGGGACAUGGACUGAUAGCUCUUGGUCAUCUCAUUCAAAUGGGCGCGCAGGCCCACAAGUAUAUCGUUGCGUUCCGCUUGAUCCAUUACGCGCAUGCCGGGCAUUUCGGGUGGUGCGCCGUCGGCACGCGUCGGCUUGGUGAGAGCUUCCAUUGAUUCGGACAGCUUCAUGCCGCCGCAGAGUUCCAUGAGACGCGCCUGCUCCUUGCAGCAAACGCCAUGCAUUUCCUUGAGCAUCUUCUUGGUCUUCUCUAUGUAGACGGGCACCUUGCCAAAGUCCUUGCGGCACACAAACUGCGGCACCAUGCCCGAGUUGAGUAAAUUCUGGCGUGUGCCCACGGGCGUGUCCACGUAGCGCGGCGGCGGUGGACAGCGCACAGUGCUCCGUGCACACCUGAUAUUGCGCAGCACAAAAUUGGGCACCAUAUCGGCCUUCUUUUCCUUUUUGCCCAUCUCAGGCAGCGGCGGCAUAUGCGCACUCUUGGGACACACGUGCAGAUUCUCGCGACGCCACUUGACGCCCUGAUUCUUGCGCAGAUAAGCGCAGGGCGGAUCGAGCGGCACAUUGGCACAGCCCAUGGUGCGAUGAUACGACUUCUUGGCAUCCGUGAGCAGACGCAUGCCAUCCUUAAGCGUAAUCAUCGAAUGCUUCUUGUACUCCAUGCUCAGACGAUCGCGCAGACCCUUGGAAAACUUGGCUGCCUUCUUGGAUGUAGCUGCCCAAAGGAAGACAGAGAGAGAGAGAGAGAGAUUAGAGACGGUCGCCACAUAGUCUUGCGCUUUCUACCCACCAUGAACCUCCAAGCUCGCUUCCUGUGGCUUCUCGGGCUCGCGCUCCAAAUUAAAGAUGUUCUCAUUGUGAUGUGUUAUGUAGACCAGCGACAUGAUAUUUAGCUUUAAAAAGAGAGAACUUCCUCCUUUCGCUUAGCAAAUAUACAUAUAUCUAUCUCGAAAUCUCUAUUGUACUGAAAAUAUUUUUGUAACGCUAGCUUGUAUUUAAAUUUAUAUAUACGUAAGUAACAUCGUUUUGUAUCGUUGCCAAGUUUCAAAAGCAGCUCCAAACCCUGUUGCCACAAUAUACAUGUGCUUGUUGUUGCUCUAGCAACCUAUUAAAUAUAACUCCUGCACAUAUUUUUCAAACUUCAAA
This is a messenger RNA of Drosophila virilis, 3655 nucleotides long. RefSeq lists its product as uncharacterized. Gene Ontology annotation, molecular function: protein binding. Lineage: Eukaryota; Metazoa; Arthropoda; Insecta; Diptera; Drosophilidae. The record is from RefSeq and is a predicted model, not a curated record.